AUGAGCACUCUCAAUAAAUCUGAAAGUAAGAACAGUAGCAGGAGCGGAAGUAAUCGUAGCAUUUCCCCGCAAAAAUCACCGUCGUCUGGUGCCAGCAAUCAAACCUUUCACAUCCCCAUUCCUACCAUACAUCACAAAGCUUCUUCGUCGGGGAACGUCUUCAUCACACCGCAUCACAACAACAAUAGUUUCUCGUCGCAAAAUACCAUAGGUAGGAAUCAACAAUGGUUGGACGAAUUGGUGCAGCAACGAAGGGUCAAAUUCAUACCCUACGAGGAAUUCGAGGAUGAGCGGAUAUUGGAGGAAGGUGACACAGAACACAGGACCGGGGGAACCAACGACAGAAUAAAAACGGUGAGUUGGAAGAAGAUGAGAAGACGUGUGGUCCUGAAAGAUUUAGAGAAUGUGAAUGACUUGUCCGAUGAGACACGGGAAGCAUUUGUUAAUGAGUUAAAAUUGCACCUGCAAGUGGACGUUAACGAAAAGAUCAUAAGAAUUUCCGGUCUUAGUCAAGAGGCCGAAAACAACGCCUACGUCGUCGUGAUGCAAUAUGCUGACGGCGGUAAUCUUCAAGAGUACCUGGCGAAAAAUUUCAAGCGUAUGACCUGGGUGGAUAAGUGUACACUGGCGAAACAGAUUGCCGAAGGCGUGGAAUUUUUGCAUCGGAAUGGCAUCGUUCAUGGAAAUUUGCACUCACGGAACAUACUAUUCCACCAAUCUCAUCCAAAACUCACCGACUUCGGCACCUGCAAUCACAUGAUAUCAUCUUCGUUGGCCUAUGCACAUACUGAACCUCGUUACAUACCUUACAUCGAUCCGCAAUAUUUGUAUCAUCCGAACAUCUACAUCAAAGACACGCGAUCGGAUGCGUAUAGCCUAGGUAUAAUAUUAUGGGAGAUAUCUAGUGGUCGGGUGCCAUUUGGUUCUUAUAGUAGUUGGAACGCUGACGAGAAAAUGGUUGACGGAAAAUUCGAUAUUCGAGGUACGACCACUCACGAACGAGCCGAGGAGUUGACGAAUCGAAUAAUCAAAGGCGUACGUGAACAAGCGGUACGGGAUACGCCAAAUGCAUACUUUGGGAUAUACAAUAAAUGUUGGCAGAGCAAUCCAGCGGUGAGACCGACGAGUGAGGAGGUGGUCAGAGAGUUGGAAAGAUUGUUGGAUGAAGGAGUAACAACGUCGAUAAGUAGGGGAGUGACAGAGGAUGAGAGGUCUACGGUGACCCCAAAGAGAUCGCGCAUGUCGGAGAUAGACUUGGCAGAGCUUCGAAAAGAUGCUUUUGCUGCUGAGAUGUGGUUGCAUUAUCAAGAGGUUGCCGAGAAAACCGGAAAAAUCUUCAGCUUGAGUGAUUUUCUGUCGAACGGUGACAAUGAUGAAUCCGAUUCGACUACGGAAGAAAAUGAACAAAAUGGAGUUGACCAGACUCAAGAUAAUCCGCCGGAAUUAACUAGAAAUUUUCAAAAAAAUCUGAGCAAUGACACAUAUCAGAAUCCGGUGAGCAAGAAAUGGAAGAACAAAGCAAGAUCAUUAGUCAAGAGGUUUUCUGGCCGGAACUCCAGAUCACAAAGAGUUUCAGAUGAGAUCGAAUCUGUGCGCAAUAGCGAAGAUGAUGAUGGUUCAGGCGAAGAGAAUUUAUCUGUUGGAUGGACCAUAAUAAGUCGAGACGAAUUUGAAAAUUAUGAAACAAAUUCAUCAAAUAAAAACGCGAGUUUGGGUAAUUUAAUGUCCCACAAUAGCAGUCUGAAUGCAGUCACAGAGACGGACGUGGCUGGUCCUUCUUUGAUCGAAUCUCAUAUUGAUGGAACGUCGAAUCAAUAUGUAUACAGCGACCAUUGUAAAUUUUUAUUUUUGAGGAAUCAAUGGACUUUGAAUUCGCAAAGGUGCUUUGCGGCAUACCAUGCAAGAGUCGGAGAUUUGGAGGGUAUCAGGUGGCAUGUCAAGAAUGAUGGGGAUGAGGUUCUGGACAAUGUUCAGGAGAUCUUGGGUCCCAGGAACAGCUAUCGUAAGCCUUUGGAACCUCUGGUGAUAGAGGCCACGACCUACUGUCCAGCUCGUUUACUUCUUCCAACCUACACCCUGCUCGUGAAUCUCGGAGCGAAUAUUCACUCGAUCGAUUCAUACACCUCUGGCACGUGCAUAAAUUUUCUCGCUACAAACACCUCACUCCUCUCAGAUCCCCCCUCGAGUACUCACUCGAUGUUUACCACGUCAAGUUCUCCCAACGGUUAUUAUUUCAGACAGUGUUUGACAUUCUUGCUUUCAAGAGGUCUGGACAUAAAUUCUCAGACGAUAACGGGUGACACCUUGCUCACGUCACUGAUAUUCAGAUGGCACCCGAACCUAACGCCAGAAAUAAUCGAAUUCUUGAUAAAAAAUGGUGCCAAUCCGAAUUUGGCAAAUAAACGCGGUGGAACUCCGCUUGGAUACACGCUGCUGGCCACAAGAUUUGAAAAUGAUGGCGGUCCAUUUAAAAAGGUCUACAGGAUAUUAAACAUGUUGAUCGAGGGUGGCGGGGAUAUUAAUCAAGAAACCGUGAUACCUGGCCGGAGGAUGAAGAAUUUGUUAUGGGUGCUGGUCGAUGUCAGCGUGAAUUUGAAGAUCGAAGAGCAAAGGAAAACACUGGAGUUGUUACUGGAACGGGGAAUAGACGUGGGAAAACUGAAAGGCCGAGAAGAGGAAAGCGGAAUUUUCGGAAAUGAGGUAUUCGGCGGCUCCAUGGAAAUGACAGGGGAACACGAUGAAUACGAAGAAUUGAUAUACAAUAGCCCCACUGAUGUCUCAUCACAAGACGAAUUCUUAGGUGUCGGUACCUCGGCCACCAGCGCGACGCAACAAAAAGCAUCAACUUUAAAAUUUCCAUCGUCGCAAAUAAAAGCACGAACACCGUCGACUUCAUUAGCCACGCAUAACAUACCUUUAUCAUUAUUGAGGCCACAUAGACGUACUUCAUCACAAUCAACACAAACAUCACCAACUUCUCCGACGUCAAAUUAUCUGAUUAACCCAUCGCAGAUUGAUCUGGCAGCUUCACAAAGGGAAUCUCGACCCGUACCAAUGUUUAUCCCUCCAAAACCUUUAAACGCCAUGGUCUAUGCUGUACAGUUGAACCGGUAUGAAAUGGUGAAAAUUCUGUUGGAGCGUGUUUACGAAUUCAGUGAAACAGAGAGUGUAUUGGAUGCAUUGAAAGAAUGUGGAAUUUCAAAUUACGAAAGUUUUGGUCAUAAGAAAAGUAGCAGCGGGGGAAAUAUAAUUACCGGAUUAUUCGGGAACGCUGGAUUCCGAAGGCAGGCAAAGAGAUACGGUGGACAUAGUGAGAUCAUAAAGUAUUUGAUGACUUGGGCUGGCGACAAUGAUGACAAAAGGAAAAAGGUGCUGUCAAAAUCGGAAAAGGCGAAAUCAAGAUGGAAGAACAAU
Molecule: messenger RNA, 3414 nt
Organism: Acaulospora morrowiae
Lineage: Eukaryota; Fungi; Glomeromycota; Glomeromycetes; Diversisporales; Acaulosporaceae
Source: the annotation of a GenBank genome assembly